AUGCUACCUGCCUCCAUCCAGCUGGUACACCCAGCCUCCAUGCUACCUUCCUCCACCCAGCUGGUACACCCAGCCUCCAUGCUACCUUCCUCCACCCAGCUGGUACACCCAGCCUCCAUGCUACCUGCCUCCACCCAGCUGGUACACCCAGCCUCCAUGCUACCUGCCUCCACCCAGAUGCCUCCGUGCUACCUGCCUCCCCCCAACUGGUGCACCCAGCCUCCGUGCUACCUGCCUCCCCCCAACUGGUGCACCCAGCCUCCGUGCUACCUGCCUCCCCCAGCUGAUACCAGUUACCAUGUUGCCGACAGUUACCAUGUUGCCGACAGUUACCGUGUUGCCGACAGUUACCGUGUUGCCAACAGUUACCGUGUUGCCAACAGUUACCAUGCUGCCGACAGACUGCCCAGAGGAUCUCGGGACUUCAGAGAGGAGCAGUGUUCUCAGUUUGAUGGAUCUGACUUCCAGGGAAAACGAUACAAAUGGCUCCCAUACUAUGGAGCUGACAACCUGUGUGAGCUGAACUGUAUGCCCAGAGGAGAGAACUUCUUCUACCGCCACAGGACAGCUGUGGCCGACGGCACGCCCUGCCAUCCCGGGAGGAAGGAUGUCUGUGUUGAUGGAGUCUGUAAGCGUCUGGGCUGUGACAACAUGCUGGAAUCCCCCCAGCAGGAUGACCCCUGUCUGCAGUGUGGGGGCAACGGACAGUCCUGCUACCCCGUCAGGAGCACCUUCAGCAUGACCAACCUGCCCAAAGGCUAUAACCAGGUGUUUAUCAUCCCUGUGGGAGCCACCUCCAUCCACAUCAGAGAGACUGUUGCGACUCGUAAUUACCUGGCCGUUAAGAACCUGCGUGGUGAGUACUACCUGAACGGCCACUGGGUGAUUGAGUUCUCCAAGGCCACUCCUGUAGCAGGCACCAUGCUAUACUACCAGAGAGGGGCGGAGGGAGAGAUGACUCCUGAGACCAUCAUGGGCCGCGGACCCACCACCGAGCCGCUGGUUAUAGAGUUGAUCAUCCAGGAACAUAACCAGGGAGUAGAGUACGAGUACUACCUCCCUAACGGUCGGUCCAGAGAGGGAUACUACUGGAGCUUCGGCUCAUGGUCUACCUGCAGCAGAGAGUGUGGAUCAGGCUACCAGUCCCGUCUGGUGUUCUGUGCCAUCGAUAACGAGGCCUACCCAGACUACCUGUGCACCGCCCUGCCACGCCCCCUCACCAACCGCACCUGCAACCCUCAGACGUGCCCUCAGACCCGUCGGAUGGCGUACCUGUAUCAGCCAAAUGCGUGGACGCCCUCUGAAAGCCCCAGAACAUAUGUGUACAGGUAA
Molecule: messenger RNA, 1332 nt
Organism: Oncorhynchus masou masou (cherry salmon)
Lineage: Eukaryota; Metazoa; Chordata; Actinopteri; Salmoniformes; Salmonidae
Product: papilin-like
Exons: 11
Coding region: 1-1332 (443 amino acids)
Biological process (GO): extracellular matrix organization; proteolysis
Cellular component (GO): extracellular matrix
Molecular function (GO): metalloendopeptidase activity
Source: RefSeq, a predicted model, not a curated record